AUGGCCCCUCCUCGAAGCGCUUUUCCAGCGGAGGGUACCAGGUUCGGGCUGCACGAUGACAGCUUCGAACUGGGGACGGAGUUGGGAGGAGGCUCUCAAGGCCGUGUCUACGCUUGCAAGCGACUUGGUACCGGAAACGAAUAUGCCGUGAAGAUUGUGAAUACGAAAGCCAUCGGGCUUCGAGAGCGAACAAUGGCGAGCCUGAGGCGAGAAAUCAGCGUAAUGCGCGAGCUGCACCAUCCAAGAAUAGUCAACUUGAAAGAGGCUUUCUGGGAAGGCAACUUGUGCUACAUCGUCAUGGAUCUUGCGCGAGGCGGCGACUUGCACGGCAAGCUAGAGCCCGGAGUCGGGCUCGGCUCCGAGCAGUCUUCCAGGCACGUGUCCCUGCAGCUUCUGGGGGGCAUCGCCUACAUGCACUCACACAAGGUCAUUCAUCGCGACCUGAAGCCUGAAAACGUGCUGAUCGUUCGUUCCUUCCUCGGACCAGAGCCACUUCGUUCUGAAAUGCACGAGGUCAAGAUCGCAGACUUUGGCUUGUCCAAGUGCUUACGACGAGUCGGAGAACAAGAAGCAGGAAUGACAGCCUGCGGAACUUUGGACUACUUGGCACCAGAGGUUGUGACCGGUCAAUACGAUGAGCGAAUUGACUUCUGGAGCUUCGGGGUCUUGCUGUACAUCAUGCUGUCCGGGCGACUUCCCUUCGAAAUAGAAGGCGUUGCCGACAUCAAGCGCCUGAAAGGGGAGAGCCUAACCUUCCAGGGCGCCUGGCGAAGCGUGUCAGAGCAUGCCAGGACUUUUGUGCAGGGGCUCCUGCGUGUCGAACCUGCAGACAGGUUCGACCAAAAGGGUUGCUUGAGUCAUCCGUGGCUGGCGCAGGCGAGCACCACGGAAGGUUCGGUGACCUGUUCGGACACGGACACCUCACCCUUGGAGAUUGAUUCUCCCACGGCAGUUGGCGGAUACCGUCACAAGGAGGUGCCGGCUCCCGCAGACACGCUGACACUCUUCGGUGGGGCACCAACGAUGCGCUACUGGAGCCAGCCGCGGAAGGGUGCGGUGCGGCAGAUUUCUGGCUCGGUUGGCAACGCUGUCGACUGUGUAGAGAUACAGUUGCGUGGGGGCAAGAGGCUUUUCUACGGAGAGCAAGGCGGCUUCCAGCACAAGUCGAGCAGGCUGCAUCAUGACGAAGUCAUCCUAGCUGUGACACAGCAGGAGAGGGACUCGUUCGUUGGAAACAGCUUGGUCUUCUACACAUCUGAGUGUCAGAUCGUUGCCUUUCAGGGACAUGAUGCCACGAGCAGAACACGGCUGAUUGCGCCCACAGGAAGUCAGAUCACCGGCUUGCAGUUCGAGGGGAGCCAUUUGACAGGCAUUUACUUGGAACGGAUUCCCCUGGAUGGAAGCGCCAUGGCCAUUGCCCGCAUCAGUGGGCAUGUAGGCUCUGCUGUGGAUAAGCUGGUGCUACAGCUCAGGGAUGGUUCCUCUCGGCGUUAUGGUUUCGAAGGAGGCGAUCCGGUGGGGCCUUGGACGCUAGAUGCCGAUGAGUAUGUGCUUCUGGUUGAGCAAGAUCGGCGUGAUGCAUAUCUUGGCAAUUCGCUGGCCUUCGUAACUUCCAAAGGCAACAUAAUUGAGUUUCGGGGGCUGCAGGCAUCACGGUCUCGACGAUUUGUCGCCCCUCCUGACAGACAAAUUUGCGGUUUGGGCUUCACGGGCAGCUGCUUGACUCGGGUCACCACCUGCCCACUUGAGGCACAUGAAACAGGAGAACAAAAUCUGCGGGAGCAUUCUCUGCACGUUGACUAG
Molecule: messenger RNA, 1803 nt
Organism: Symbiodinium sp. CCMP2456
Lineage: Eukaryota; Dinophyceae; Suessiales; Symbiodiniaceae
Source: the annotation of a GenBank genome assembly